AUUUUGUUCGUUGUUGCUUGCAGAGAGAAAUGGACAGAGGUCAUAAGGAACAGCGCGAUCACGAGAAUUUGAAUGAAAACGAAGAGGAACGAAAAGUGGGAAUGGACUUUCUUAAUUUAUCUCGUCACCAUGGCGUGGAGCACGCAACCGAUACCGAAACAGAGCGGGAUAUGGAAGUUGAUCAAAACGACCAUAUUGAGAAUUUCCACGAUGACAAAGUAGAUCAAACUAUAGGAAGAAAUUUUCAUAAUCUAGCGAACCAUCCCGCUAUGAGAGACAUGGACAGAGAUCAAAAUAAUGUCGAUAAUGUACACGAUGAUAAACUCGAUCAUAAAAUGGGACGAGAUUUUCGUAAUUUGGGGUCUCACGCAGGCAUGGUUCAUCUUCACUCUGGAAUUGAGCAUUUAAAUAACGUGGACGUAGAGGUAAAAUUAGCAAGGGAUGUUCGCAGUUCAUUGGGCUUAGGAUUGUCUCUGGAAUUGUGCGUGGUUUGCGGAGACAGGGCCAGCGGGAGACAUUAUGGGGCAAUAAGUUGCGAGGGCUGCAAGGGAUUCUUUAAACGCAGCAUUCGGAAACAAUUGGGUUACCAAUGCAGAGGCAGUAAGAGUUGUGAAGUCACUAAACAUCACCGUAAUCGUUGCCAGUAUUGCCGACUUCAGAAAUGUCUAGCCAUGGGCAUGAGGAGUGAUUCUGUCCAACAUGAGAGAAAACCAGUGUUAGGUGAAGCGACAGGAACAAAAGUAGGAAAUAGGAGUCCUAGAGUUAAACCAGAACCACAACAACCAGUGUCUGAAACACUUCCAACUUGGGAACAACCUGACAGCCCCAAUAUGGAAGACCAAAGUAGCGAUAGUGAUCUCAGUGAUGCAAGGGAACGUCUACUUAUUUCACAUGCACUGGAUAGCAUGGCCAAACUUAUGUGUAGUGAAAGCGUUAACGGUUCGAGUGAGCCGGAAGAAGUAUGGACCGGUCAAUUAAUUUCUGAAAGACAUACACUGUUUGAGUUAAGAGCUCCAAGCCCGGCUCCUGCGUACUUAUCGAUACACUAUAUUUGCGAGAGUGCCGCUAGAUUGCUUUUUCUAUCGGUUCAUUGGGCACGAGGAAUUCCUGCAUUUCAAGCAUUACCAUCUGAAGUUCAAACAACGUUAGUGCGCAGUUCUUGGGGACAGCUGUUCACGCUUGGUCUUGCACAAUGCGCAUACACUUUAUCCCUUCCAAGUAUUUUAACAUCAAUAAUAAAUCAUUUGCAAGCUAGUAUUGCACAGGAACAAAUAACUGCAAGCAAAGUAAAAUCAGUCACGGAACAUAUAUGUAGAUUACAAGAUUGUGUUAGUUCACUUCAUAAGUUGCAAGUGGAUUCUGUUGAAUACGCGUAUUUGAAAGCAUUGACGCUCUUCAGUGCUGACAAUAUCUUGGGCGGUGUUUGGCGUAAAAAGGUUGAAGUUCUACAAGAAGCUGCGUGGACAGAAUUACAACAACGUGUGGGAUCCGAUAGAUUACCUCGCCUUCUUUUGAGGCUCGCGCCACUUCGUUCGAUUAACCCUAGAGUAUUGGAAGAUUUGUUUUUCGCAGGUCUUAUCGGUAGGGUAAGCGUAGCUAGUGUCGUGCCUUAUAUUCUUACUAUGCAAGAUUACAAAGCUGAACCUGAAAGUCAUAUGGGAAAGUGCAAGAGGCCCAACGGUGAAGAGACCGAGGAGAAUAAGAAAGGAAAACGGAAACGGGCAGCGGAAACGGAGAUCGAGGUAUCGAAGAAACAGGAAGAGGUUUCGGUCGUGGUGGAAACCAAACGGAAAACCAUGGAACACACCCUGCCGAGAUAUGAGUCCCGUUUACCAAAAGUUACGCCCAUCACCGACGACUACGAAAUCAGUAAUUACGUGCUUGGUCUUGGAAUAAAUGGGAAAGUUGUUCAGUGUUAUGAUAAAAACACCAGGGAGAAGUACGCGCUCAAGGUAUUAUACGACUGUGUCAAGGCACGAAGAGAGGUUGAAUUACAUUGGAGGGCAUCAAAUUGCAAGCACAUAGUCCAAGUGAAAGAUGUUUAUGAGAAUACGUACAGUGGAAACAAAUGUUUGCUGGUUGUUAUGGAAUGCAUGGAGGGAGGUGAAUUGUUUGAGAGAAUACAAGAUAGGCAAGACGGUGCUUUCACAGAGAGAGAAGCUGCACAAAUAAUGUAUGAAAUUUGUGUUGCUGUGAAACACCUGCAUGACAUGAAUAUUGCACAUAGGGAUCUCAAACCAGAAAAUCUAUUGUAUUCCAAACCUGACAGUACUGGGAUAUUGAAGUUGACUGAUUUUGGUUUUGCGAAAGAAACGCAUUCGAAAGACAUGUUACAAACGCCGUGUUACACACCAUACUACGUUGCUCCUGAAGUUUUGGGACCAGAAAAGUAUGAUAAAAGCUGUGAUAUUUGGUCACUCGGAGUUAUAAUGUAUAUAUUAUUGUGUGGUUUUCCGCCCUUUUAUAGCAACCAUGGUUUAGCAAUUUCUCCAGGGAUGAAAAAGAGAAUUCGAUUAGGCCAAUACGAUUUUCCAGCCCCCGAGUGGUCUAACGUGAGCACGGAAGCAAAAAAUUUAAUCAAGGGUAUGUUGUGUACAGAUCCAGCUCAAAGAUUGCAGAUUGACGAAGUUAUGCGCAACAAGUGGAUCGCUCAAUACACGGAAGUACCUCCUACACCUUUGCAUACCGGACGCGUUCUCCGAGAAGGUGAAGAACUCUGGCCGGAAGUUCAAGAAGAGAUGACACGGUCCUUAGCCACAAUGCGCGUAGACUACGAUACAGCUAAUUUGAAACAAUUGGAUCACACGAACAAUGCGUUGUUAAACAAGCGCAGACGAGCGAAACAGACGAACGCCGUACCGCCUACCGCCAAUCCUACGCCGGCGUCCUAGGGAGCGAUGAUAAGAGCCAGGCAACACUGGCGUGUUUUUCUACGCAGGUGCAUAAGGUACAGUGUAAUAACCAUGAGGAUCGUUUUUUGAUAUGAUGUAAAAUAUGUACGAAAAAGAGAGAACAAGGUCGAGAAAAGAGUUACGCACGUAGACUGAAAUGUUAUGCACAGAAUCCAAGUUCCGAAUUAAAAGAUCAUGACUCUUUUUCUAAGAUACCAGCUACGACUGUUGAGUUAAAACUUGGAGGUAUCGCUAUUUACGGUGCGUUUUUCACUUUUCUUAGUAAAAGUGAUAGCACUUUAAACACAAGAUGAUGCAAGAAUAAGUAAGAAUUAGAUACGAGUAAUAAAUAAUGAUGUGUAUUGCAACUUAUAUUUAUUGAUAAAACGUUAUUGAAACGAGAACGUUUUGUCAUUAGCAAACGAGUAGUAAAUUCAUAUUGAAAAGAAAUAAACAUAUGAAAAAUAUUUUUCAAUCUUGAAUAAAAUAUUAGACUUCAUAAUGAAGAUUGUUAUAAACAGAUACAUCACUGAGCAGCUAUAAUAGUUUCUUUACCGCCUAUUCACUUGGACAAGUGACAUAUUCACUUGGUUUGCAAAGUUUAAAAAUGUUAAUGUAUACAGCUAUAUUUUUAAAUUACAUAGUAAUUUUAUUUAUCGCCGUUGACGCAUACAAAAUUCUUUUAUUAUACAAGUCUCACUAAUAUGUUCAUUAACUUUUAUCUUUGUACCGUAACAAAUCAUACAGAACAUAAAAAUAAUGUUCAUUUGAAAUAUAGUGAAAGAAUGUGUAAUCUAUUUUUAAGUGAUAUUUUGACUGAGGCUGAAUACGUCUUAAGAAUCUUUGUAAUUGUUGCAAGGUGCUGAUUGCUGAUAUACGUUGCUUUGUUUCCUAGGUACUAAAUGAAUACCGUCAUCUUCUAAAGCGAAUGAAACUUAUAAUAAACAGAGAACAUGAUACACUAUACGAACUAAAUGUAAUAAUUAUAUUUUUUUAGAUAGAUUAUAAAAUAAAAAGGUGAAAUGAAUUUAGGUAAAAAGAAAUGCCUUAAUCAAUGUGAGGUCAAUUUUUAGUUUAGCGUAAGUUCGACUAGCGUAAUUAUUACGCAUUUUAAUUAGAUUCAGAUUUAAACAUUUAAAUCCAGAGGUGAUCAAAUCUCAUGAAUAUAUCAAUGUUUCAUCUGAGACGACUGAUAUGUUGCGAAUGUAAAUAGUAUAUUCACAAACUAUUUUUAAUAAGAUAACAUAUACACACUUGUAACUGAGGUCAUGAUUAUUCAUAUUACUAGUAAUUUCCUAUAAUGCUUAAUAGUCAGAAAUAGAAUUGUGACUGACGAGUAUCGAAAAACUAAAUUAAAUGAUUAAUCUUAAUUAUUUCUACGGAUUCACUUACUCGAAAUGAUUUGUUCGUCAAUUAGUUCUGUUUCAACAAAAUAGGAGUAUGUGGAAACAAUCUUAUUUCUAUCAGAGGCAUCAUGUGAUAGUUCAGCUCUUACUUUACCUUUAAUGAGAAUAAAAACGCGAAUAACUGUUAAUUCUAGGCAAAAGUUUAGAUGAGGAAAUGUAGUAGAUUAAAAUAAACUAUCUAAUUUGUCGUACCACAAAAAAACUGUUACAUUGUACUUGAUAGUAUUGAAGUACAAUUUAGGAUUAUUAGAAAGUAAACAAAAGAUGAAUAAAUGUGUUUACUUUUAAUUCGAGUUGAACUACAGUAUUAAAAGAUCCUUUGUAAUUGAUUUACUCUAUUGAUUUGCACUGCAUUUAUAAAACUUGACAAUAAAUAUACAAUCUAUCUUCAAUUCA
This is a messenger RNA of Ceratina calcarata, 4693 nucleotides long. Its product is annotated as MAP kinase-activated protein kinase 2. The record is from RefSeq and is a predicted model, not a curated record. Gene Ontology annotation, biological process: regulation of DNA-templated transcription; protein phosphorylation. Bases 30 to 2891 code for a protein of 953 amino acids. The transcript is spliced from 16 exons. Lineage: Eukaryota; Metazoa; Arthropoda; Insecta; Hymenoptera; Apidae. Gene Ontology annotation, molecular function: sequence-specific DNA binding; ATP binding; DNA-binding transcription factor activity.